AUGCCUAGGGAUCUUCUCAUGCGCCAUCGUCGACUUGACCAUCAUGAAUCAAUUGUCGAACCAUGCACGGUAAAUCUCAACCAAAAGGACGCGACAGUGACAGAAGCCAGUACAGCGGCCGAAAACCUCGAUCCAAACUCAUCACCCGUGGAGACAAGAACGAUGAAUUUCAACCAAAACGACACGCCCGAGACAGAAGAAAGACUGGCCCCAUCCCUUGACACGUCACAAUCUUCUCCAACGCUACUUCUACCGGUCACUGAACCAGCGGAGGAUUGCUCGGUCAUUCCAAGUGCUUCUGUUCCUGAGCUACCCUUCGAACACUCACAUUACACUGGGCUCAUGUCUCAUGAUCCAAUAUCCAACUUUGAUUUCAACUCUACCUAUGAGUUUGAGAUGAUGUGGAACAAUAGCAACGACAUUGCUGAUUUUUUACCUGCAACAUUUUUUGACACCGAUUUUUCAUUGUCUGAUAUCUGGCAGACAGAUAACAUUAGACUGAAUAACUCGAUGGCACCGGUUUCUCACACUGAGACAAGCAUACAACACUCGAUUCCCAGCAACUCAGAUGGAUCCCUGUCUUUUAUUUCGCUUCCAUCUCGGCUCCCUCCUUUAGAGCCAGACUCACUCUCAUCGCGCAACGAGAGACUACCUCACAACGAGUUAAACUCACCGACAGGUGUUGACCAUGCUACAGACACGGAAACUCCAUUGCCAUGGGUCAUUUCUGCACUUGCAUAUGACCGAAUUGCUGCUGGUAUCCGAAAAUACGAAAACAUUUUGCCCGCCGGGUUUCUCAUUCCGUCGAGACAUACCAUUUCCCGAUACAUUUCGGGAUAUUUCCGAGGCUUUCAUGAGCAUUUUCCUUUCAUCCAUCCCCCAACUCUCAAAAUGGACAAGAUAUCACCGGAGCUUCUCCUUGCGAUGGUUGCGAUGGGUGCAUUUUGUCGGGUCGAGAAGAGGAAGGGGUAUAAGCUAUACUUGGCCUCUAAAGCGAUCAUCUUGCAUCAACUUGAAAAGCGUACUCGGCUAUCUCUUGCUGGUCUUGCAAGGGGCUUAUCCAAUACUCCGAGCAAUAGGAGUUCUGGAUCAAAUCCCGCCAAUAUUGAUGGCCGUGAAAGGUAUGAUCCCCGCUAUUCUCCUAGCAAAACGACCACUUCUCCAUUGGGGCUACAAACACUACAAUCCCUCGUCAUUUUAAUAGCAAUGGCGAUGUGGGCUGAUAUGCCAGCGGUGCAAGAUGCUUUGUCAAUGGGAAGCCAGCUUGCGAUGCUUACCCGAGAAGCCGGGUUAGGACAGGGAGACGAGAUAAUUGGAAGAUGCGCUUGGUCAGAUUGGAUCAAUCGAGAAGAGCGUCGACGCACUCUUUUCGUUUCUUAUAUCCUUCUAAACCUCUGCAGUAUCUCCUUUGAUGUGCCCCCUUUGAUCCUGAACCAAGAAAUUCGCCUUUCGCUCCCCCACUGUAACACAGAGUGGGUGAACACAUCUGCGGCCGAAUGGCAGUACACAAGGGAAACAUACGGUCACACCGAGCGACAGUUCCAGUCAACGCUCGCGGACAUGAUGACAGGAACAGACGUCCACCAUGAAGAGCCACUUUCUGCUCUUGGAAAUUAUGCCUUGAUAAAUGCCUUGAUCCAAAGCAUAUACUUUGAGCGACAAAGCACGACUAGCCACACGAUCCGUCUGGAUAUUGUGAAGAAAUUCGAAUCUGCUCUCCAGGCAUGGCAAAGAUCUUGGGAAGCAACCCUGGAAACUUCACUUGACCCUGAAUCCCCUCGGGGACCUCUCGGAUUCAACUCGGCUGCCUUGUUGAGACUCGCAUAUCUCCGCCUCAAUGCGAACCUCGGCCCAUGUCGAAACCUAUUAUCGCAGGACCCACAAUCCAUCGCCCUUAUUUUCACAAACAACUCACCUCCAUUAUUUACACGCUCUUUACAUGUGGACCGGGCUGUCCUUCAAUGCAUCCACGCGCUCAGUAUUCCAGUGCGGGUAGGCGUCGCCUUUGCUGCGUGUACACAGUCGGUGAAUGGGAGUAUCCAACAUCCCCUCUGUACGUUAGAAUGUGCCAUUCUACUCAGUCGGUGGCUGGGUAUUAUUUCCGAUGCGAUAGAGAAGUCAGGGCUGGAGUCCCUACGAGAAGAUGAACGAAAGCUGCUGGGAAUGAUUGCCAGCCUCAUAAGAGAAACGGAUUGGGCAGAUACACUGGAGAGUAACGAGGCGGAUAGUUACUGUAUCCGUCGAAUGGCAGCGACUGUUGUGAGACUGUGGGCCGAAACAUUCCAAGGUGUGCAUAUAUUUGAAAUCGUUCGGGUCAUUGGGGAAACACUGUCGAUCGUGGCAGAAAUUCUUGAGAGAAGGCUAGAGCCACAAGAGAAACCUACUUUUAUAGGUUGA
Molecule: messenger RNA, 2397 nt
Organism: Penicillium expansum
Lineage: Eukaryota; Fungi; Ascomycota; Eurotiomycetes; Eurotiales; Aspergillaceae
Exons: 3
Coding region: 1-2397 (798 amino acids)
Biological process (GO): DNA-templated transcription; regulation of transcription by RNA polymerase II
Cellular component (GO): chromatin
Molecular function (GO): RNA polymerase II cis-regulatory region sequence-specific DNA binding; DNA-binding transcription factor activity, RNA polymerase II-specific; zinc ion binding
Source: RefSeq, a predicted model, not a curated record